Molecule: messenger RNA, 447 nt
Organism: Otolemur garnettii (small-eared galago)
Lineage: Eukaryota; Metazoa; Chordata; Mammalia; Primates; Galagidae
Product: histone H2B type 2-F
Exons: 1
Coding region: 31-411 (126 amino acids)
Cellular component (GO): nucleosome
Molecular function (GO): DNA binding; structural constituent of chromatin; protein heterodimerization activity
Source: RefSeq, a predicted model, not a curated record
AUCUGAGGGUGGCUUUUCUUCGUGUUGAAGAUGCCAGAUCCUGCGAAAUCUGCUCCUGCUCCUAAGAAGGGCUCUAAAAAAGCUGUCACAAAGGUACAGAAGAAAGAUGGCAAGAAGCGCAAGCGGAGCCGCAAGGAGAGUUACUCCGUUUACGUGUACAAAGUGCUGAAGCAGGUCCAUCCGGACACCGGUAUUUCUUCUAAGGCAAUGGGUAUCAUGAACUCGUUUGUCAACGACAUCUUCGAACGUAUAGCCGGUGAAGCCUCGCGUCUGGCGCAUUACAACAAACGCUCCACCAUCACAUCUCGGGAGAUCCAGACGGCCGUGCGCCUGCUGUUACCUGGGGAGCUGGCCAAGCACGCCGUGUCGGAGGGCACCAAGGCGGUCACCAAGUACACCAGUUCUAAGUAAGAGCGCUCAGCAAAUGCUCUUAACUAUUUAACCCCA